This is a messenger RNA of Vitis riparia (riverbank grape), 619 nucleotides long. RefSeq names its product 40S ribosomal protein S21. Gene Ontology annotation, cellular component: cytosolic small ribosomal subunit; ribosome. Gene Ontology annotation, molecular function: structural constituent of ribosome. The record is from RefSeq and is a predicted model, not a curated record. Gene Ontology annotation, biological process: endonucleolytic cleavage to generate mature 3'-end of SSU-rRNA from (SSU-rRNA, 5.8S rRNA, LSU-rRNA); endonucleolytic cleavage in ITS1 to separate SSU-rRNA from 5.8S rRNA and LSU-rRNA from tricistronic rRNA transcript (SSU-rRNA, 5.8S rRNA, LSU-rRNA); translation. NCBI's taxonomy places the organism in Eukaryota, Viridiplantae, Streptophyta, Magnoliopsida, Vitales, Vitaceae. The transcript has 4 exons. Bases 129 to 377 code for a protein of 82 amino acids.
UAGGGUUUUGAGCCACCUAUAUAUAAUGCCACGGGACUACCCUAACCCUCCAUUUGCGGUUGCAGUCUCUCUUCUCGUCUUGGUAUUUUUAGAUCCGUAUAUUGGGAGCAUUUAAACAACCAGCCAAGAUGCAGAACGAAGAGGGACAAAACAUGGAUCUUUACAUCCCUAGGAAGUGCUCUGCCACUAAUAGGCUCAUCACUUCAAAGGAUCAUGCAUCAGUCCAGAUUAACAUUGGGCAUUUAGAUGAGAGUGGAACUUACACCGGUCAAUUUACUACCUUUGCUCUUUGCGGCUUUGUCCGGGCUCAGGGAGAUGCUGACAGUGCCCUUGAUAGGCUCUGGCAAAAGAAGAAAGCCGAAGUCCGGCAACAGUAGUUCCAGUCUCUUUAAACAUUUUCCUUCAUGAUAGAAGGUGGGGAGAUAACAUGGCUGCAAUCGCAAUUUCUAUGGACUUUGUUUUGCAAUGGCUUUUUUUCAUUUCCAAGUACUAUUGUUGAAGUUGAAUAUUGGCCUUGUUGGUUGAUUUUAGCAUAUUCUGUGAACUGAGUUCAUGGUCAUUAUUGGAUCUAUGUAACCUUGCACUGUUAGGGUUUUUUGUUCUUCAGUGGGCAUUUAAA